CGAAAAGGUUGGUGGAAGAAUUUGCGGAUUUUUUUCCUGAAAAAGAGAAAUUUACUAGUGUCAGAUUUCAAGAGUUGUCACUCUGUUUAAUUAAAAAACGUUCACGUUUCUAAUGAGAUAGACAGAGAGUCAGAAAGCACUUAGCAUUUUCUUUCUAGAGUGAUCGAUGCCGAGAAUUGCUUUGAUGGCUGCGGUAGUGGUGGUGGCUUGUCUUGCGGCAGGGCUGGUGAGUGAAGUGGCGGCGAAGAAAUGGACGGUGGGAAAUAACAAGUUCUGGAAUCCCAAUGUCAAUUAUACCGUUUGGGCUCAGGACAAACAUUUCUACUUCGACGACUGGCUCUAUUUUGUGUACGAGAGAAACCAAUACAACGUUAUAGAAGUGAACGAGACCAACUACAUAAGCUGCAAUUCCGAUAACCCCAUCGCUAACUGGAGUCGUGGAUCCGGAAGGGACGUCGUUCAUCUCAAUGUGACCAAACAUUACUACCUCAUUAGCGGUUAUGGUGGUGGAUGUUACGCCGGUAUGAAGCUCUCUAUUUUAGUUGAGAAGCCGCCUCUUCCACCAGCUCCAGCACCUAACAAAAGCAAUGCAAGAAGAGCCUUCACCGUCUCAGCUUUUGCUCCUCAGUUUGUUAUUCCGGUAGCUGUUUUUGCAGCAAUAGGGUUAAUGUGGGACAAUGUGGUACUACCUUUUUGGUAACUAGUCUUGAUUUCUCCAUUUUAGAUUGUAGUGUUACUCUCUUUUUUCUUCUUAAUGUUGGUUUUGUUGAUCUUCUAUCAUUGUUCCCUGGACGUGUGUGUGCGCGCCUUAGGAGGUUGUUUAUGCUCUCGCUUUUGUUGGUGGGAAAUCAAUUGUUGAAGAACAACAAGUGUAGUUUUAUUUAUAUGAUGAAUCUUCCAAACUUGAU
This is a messenger RNA of Brassica oleracea var. oleracea, 908 nucleotides long. RefSeq names its product lamin-like protein. Gene Ontology annotation, molecular function: electron transfer activity. Gene Ontology annotation, cellular component: plasma membrane. The record is from RefSeq and is a predicted model, not a curated record. Lineage: Eukaryota; Viridiplantae; Streptophyta; Magnoliopsida; Brassicales; Brassicaceae. Bases 167 to 700 code for a protein of 177 amino acids. The transcript is spliced from 2 exons.